Molecule: messenger RNA, 1092 nt
Organism: Bipolaris zeicola 26-R-13
Lineage: Eukaryota; Fungi; Ascomycota; Dothideomycetes; Pleosporales; Pleosporaceae
Exons: 1
Coding region: 1-1092 (363 amino acids)
Source: RefSeq, a predicted model, not a curated record
AUGGCCCCAAUACUUCGGCCUAUACCCACCAAAGAAAGGAAUCAGUCUCCGCCCUGCUCACUAUCAGAAGGCCCUACAGUCAGCACGCCAGAACCUCCAGAGGAGACUUCUACUACAUCUCCAAGACCAAGUCACCCCGUUACUCCCACGCAGGGUUCUUUCUCAGUCGCUCAACCUCGGCAUACACAGCCACCACGGAGUCCAGGGACUAUUUCACCAAAUCCCUCAAAUACUGCUCCUGCUCUAUCUGAUCACUACAAUCCUUCCACAGGAGGUUUUUCGACUCUUCUUCAGCCCCAGACACCUACAAGGGCCUCACAGGGGCAUCUCUCCCCAUUCCACAACUCCCUGCGCACCGUAUCCAAUGCUUCCUCUUGCCCAAGUACCAUCUGCAAUACUCCUGAUGCCAUCCACACCACUCCCACUGCUGUCAAUACUUCCCGCGCUACUCUCAAUCCUCCUACUAGCACCCACAACGCCCCCACUACUCCCACUGCUCCCACCGAUGAGGAACUCCGCCAACGCCGCAAAGCACGCAGACAAGAACUCUGCGCAGAUAUCAGCGCAAAUUAUCGCCACUACUUGGAAGUCCUCCAACUGAUGCCUCUUGACUGGCGUAGCGGCGAGCGCCCAGACCCGUAUCUGCUGAGCCUACUCGCGAAUCGGAUGAUGCCGCAGGAUAGAGGGUGUGAGCUUGCGCUUGCGAUUGCGUUUGCAAAGGAGAAUUGGUGGCAUUUUGCGACGUGGCCAGAGGACGUAGAGAGAUGUGCGCGGUUGGAGUGGAACAAGAGGAGGAGAGAGUGGGAGCAGAGCCGGAGGGAACGGAUACAGAGGGAGCAGGAGCAGGAGCGGGAGCGGGAGCAAGAGCUGAGGAAGUACGAGCAGAAGCACCGAGAGUGGAUGGUAAAGUUGCAGAGGGAAAAGAUAGAGACGGAUAAGAGGGAGCAGGAGCAGAGGCAGAAGGAGCAGGAGCAGAAGCACUGGGAGUGGAUGGCAAAGAAAGAGAUGGAAAAAAGGGAGAAGGAAAAGAGGGACAGGGAAAAGAGGGAAAUGAGGGAAAAGGAAAAGGGGGAGAAAAAGAAGAGAGGAUAA